CCGGCGGGCGGUCGCGCGGCUGAGGCGCGGCGAUGGCGGCCAUGGCGGGUGGCGGCCGGCGGUGCUGCCGGCGGCUGGAGGCCGAGACGGCCCGGGCCGUGCUGGGCGCCGCCGACACGCUCCUCUUCGACUGCGAUGGAGUCUUGUGGCGGGGCGAGGUGGCGGUGGGCGGCGCGGCGGAGGCGCUGGAGCGGUUGGCGGCGGCGGGGAAACGCUUGUGCUACGUGACUAACAACAGCAGCCGGACACGCGCGGCCUACACCGAGAAGCUGCGGCGGCUGGGCUUCCCGCCCGCCCAGCCCCGCCACAUCUUCGGCUCGGCCUACUGCGCCGCCCGCUACCUGCGCCAGGCCCUGCCGCCCGGCGCCGCCGCCUACGUGCUGGGCAGCCCGGCACUGGCCGCCGAGCUGGAGGCCGUCGGUGUCCCGUACCUGGGCCCCGGCCCCACCGCCCUGCCCGGCCCCGCGCCCGCCGACUGGGCCCAGGCGCCGCUCGACCCCGCCGUACGCGCCGUCCUCGUCGGUUUCGACGAGCAUUUCAACUACGCCAAGCUGUGUCAGGCCCUGCGCUACCUCCUGCGCGGCGGCGCCGACUGCCUCCUCGUCGGUACCAACCGCGACCACCGCCUCCCUCUCGAAGGCGGCACCGCCAUCCCCGGGACUGGCUGCCUGGUAAAAGCGGUGGAGACAGCAGCCCAGCGCGAGGCCUUCAUCAUAGGAAAGCCCAACCGGUACAUGUUUGAUUGUGUGGCCAGUGAGUUUGACAUCGAUCCCGCUCGUACCAUCAUGGUGGGAGAUCGGCUGGACACGGACAUCCUCAUGGGCAAUAGCUGCGGCCUCACCACACUGCUGACGCUGACCGGCGUCACCACGCUGGAGGAGGUGAAGGGCCACCAGGAGAGCGACUGUCCCACCAGGCAGAGCCUGGUUCCCGAUUACUACGUCGAGAGCAUCGCUGACCUUCUCCCAGCGCUGGGGGAUUAAUAGAGCAAAAUGCUUGCAGCCACUGCGGCAGUACCCUGAGGAGGGCCCCUGUUAAUCACCUCAUGACAGUAACGUACUCGGAGUUAGCAACCCUUAGCUUUUUAACCCUUCUGUCCUCUUGUUAUGAUGUUGUUUACAUCUCAGUCUUUAAAUGCACUUUGAAACAAAGAGGGCAUUACGGUGUCACCCACGCCUGGUGGGCUCGGGGCUUUUGGGUUUUUUAAAUUAUGAGCAACGCAUCUAUCCAAAUGUUUGUGAUACUCGUUGUCACGUCAUCCUCUAGACUGAGCUGAGGGAAGUUGAGCUGGUUGAUCUGAGGAAAAGAACGCACCAAUUUGCGGUGUGUCCUCGCCUGGACGGGCCGUGGCUUGGUCUGGUUUAUUCAGGGAAAUGACUCUGGGAGUGUGUAGUAACUUAGCGGCUGUGCUUGGCAACGCUUGCGGUGGCUGGCAGAACUAGCUUUCGCCCUUAGCUUGGUUUCUUUUUUUUUUUUCCUGAGGGGUUCCUGUUUGGCGGCACAACCCGCUGCAAGUGUGAUGUCGGGUCACAGAAACCGAGACCCAGCGCCUUUGUUUGACCGUCGCAAAUUGCACUUGCGAUGCAGGUGGGGGUGAUCCCGCUCGCGGAACGCAGGCGGCGUCUUCUGUGCGCUGUGUCUGUCCAAGCGUUGGGUGUCUGCGUAAAGCACGUGUACCUGCAAGGCCUACCCCACCCUAAAUAUAUAUCAGAAUAUAUUUAAAAUAUAAAUUUAAGUACAGAUUGUGAUAAUAUAUCUUGUUUCCCAGAAGGGAGGAUAAGAGGAAUGUACUUCACAGAUCGCAGUAGGUUUAAUUCUCCUAAGCCUUUGCAUUAGGUAAUGCAGAAACUCUAUAACCACGUAGGACUGUCCUCUGCCACUGCUGCACCCCAGAAAUAACCGGAUUAGUACCGAGUUAGUCCUCGUACUUCCCUCAGCAUCAAAAUAGCUGCUUGCCAUGGCUUUAGCCGCAGAACCUGAAGUAGCGCUCUGCCCACGGGGGAUGGAUGUGGUGCACAGUCCAGCUUCCCACCGACACGCGCCUGUUGGCCCCCUGGCCACGCGUGACGAUGGCCACGUGCUUCCUUUAAAUAGCUGAGGUCGGUGCCUUCCGUGGGCUUCUGGUGUGGGGGCCUGGCACCGGUGGCUUGUCUGAAGAGGAGCACUUGCUUGCUCAGGUGGUGAUUUUCUUUUGAUCCGGGUUUGGGUGAUGCAUGGCUCAGGCUAUGGGGUAGAUUUUUCUGCUGGCUGAAUUGAAGGCACAGCUGAAAGCUUCUGCAUUACAGAAUUAAGUGAAAAAAUGAUAUAUGCAAAUAACAUGCUUUUAUUCCAUAGAUUCUGCUAUCAGCAACUAAAUUUAAACACUAGCCUUCCUUCUCCUGCUGCUCAGCUGGAUAGCUCCAGCAGUGUGUCAAUGCCAUUUCCUUCCACUCGGACACUCAAAAUGAGUAGACUUGGCACCUCGUUUGUACGGCAAUAACCGUUCAUAUUGUCUGUCGGUGUUACCAGAAUAUCAGCUGCUCUUGUAAAAGGGUGUUUGUAACUCGGAGCUGUGUAGGAAGCACGGACGACCUCCUGUACCUGUCUCCAGCGGGAAGGCUGUGACUGUGUAAAGUCACAGAGAAACACUCGCAGGUAGAACUUUGGCUUUAUCUGGGUAACAUGGAAACGGACAUUAUGGGUUUGCUGCAGGUGGGGUCCGAAAACAGUGUGUUCUUUGAUUCAGUUCCUGCAUCUGGUGCUUAUCAUUUCAGAAUAUGUCAAGUAAAGUAAUUGCCGGGAGAGGCGUUCAGCCUCCUUGAAGCAGCACACCGUCCCUGCCACGUACUGUUCACUGUACACGGGAACCAUUACCUCGAUUCACCUAUGCGGAAAUGUUCUGGUGACGGUGUCAAUCGUGCUUCAAAAUUCUGUAUCAACUUCCAAACGGUUUUCAAGCCUCUACUUGAAUUCACAUUAAACUUACAAACCUGCUUUCCCCCGG
This is a messenger RNA of Phalacrocorax carbo (great cormorant), 2983 nucleotides long. Lineage: Eukaryota; Metazoa; Chordata; Aves; Suliformes; Phalacrocoracidae. The record is from RefSeq and is a predicted model, not a curated record.